Molecule: messenger RNA, 836 nt
Organism: Punctularia strigosozonata HHB-11173 SS5
Lineage: Eukaryota; Fungi; Basidiomycota; Agaricomycetes; Corticiales; Punctulariaceae
Exons: 6
Coding region: 1-459 (152 amino acids)
Cellular component (GO): membrane
Source: RefSeq, a predicted model, not a curated record
AUGCCUUAUACCCUUGCAACCACCGGUCUCUCGCUUUAUUCCAUCCCUGCGGCAUACUUCGCUGCAUUAUACCCCCAUAUUUUGAAGAACAUACUCAUCCAAAAAACGAUUGGUUUGAACAAUGUACACCCUCGCUCUCAACUUAAGCGCCUUGAGGAGAAGAACCCGACAGUCUUCGCCCGCGCAGACCGUAUGUACAGCGCCCACGUCAACGGCAACGAAAUAUUCCCGCUUUGGGCUGCCGCUGUGUUGGCCGGCAACUACGCCGGCCUCAGUCCUGAGACCCUUAACACAUUCGCGCUGGCGUUCAUCGGCUCCCGAGUGCUUUACAACACGAUUUACAUUAGCGACUCCUUGAACAGGAUAGCAGGUGGUCGCCUGCGCUCGCUCGUUUGGAUGAUUAGCGUCGUGACGCCUCUCACACUCCUUUUCAAGGCCGCGAACAAGCUAUCCGCCUGAUGUGCAUUACGUCAGUGGCAGGGACCUACUUAGUCCGUUUCCUUGCGUUGUAUGAAAACAUCAGCUUUCAAACGUGUGAUUCCGGACGGGCCACAGCACCAAGUACAUGCUUUAUCAUCAGGUCCUGACGGAUCGAAUCAACUCCUAGCCACUUUGCGGAGACGGCAAGCCUCAAAGAGAACCGGCGGCGGAUAUGCUUCAUUCUUUUGAUCUUAUUAUAUUUGCCCACGUGACCUGAGGGAGACGCGUUCAACUGGGGUCGCGCGGUCGCGGGUGGUUUGUUGCAUAUCGAAGAGCAUCUAUAUACCUACAACCUGAUCCCAUCUCCAUACCCACUGUAAUCAACUGGUAGAAAUUGAACAUGAUGGCAUAUCCCC